GUUUUUUGAGUUCCUAGACCAAAGAGAGAGAGGGGAGAGGUAAUCGGCUGCGUCGCUCUUCUCCAUCUUGCCCGUGCUCUUGCCGUGUCCAUCUCUCUGAUCUCCCUCGCCAGCAAUGACGGAUGGCAAGGCGGUGAUCUUUAGCCUUUACUGGGGACGUGCGGAUUGAUUCGUUGAUGAUCCCGACUUUCUAUUGGUAGUUCGAUCUGCACGUGCAAGAUUUGUAUAAUUCUGAGUAUUCCUUUUGCAUUAAGUGCUAUUUAAGGUGUUGCUUGUUACUCUUUUGAAGGUUGUGUAUUCUGGUUCUGAUUCUCCGGUUCUUCUUUGAUCUUUGUGAUCAGACAAGCAUUGAUCUUUAAACUUUACUAGAGACGUGUCAAUUGGCUCAUAGUCGAUGCUCUUCCUCGACAAGCCUAGGGCAUAUUGAAAUGUUAUGACUUUUGACCAGAAAAACGAAGUCCUGCUCUGGUUUUUUUGUUUUUGGGAUUUGGGUGAGGAAAAGAAUAAGUUGGUACUGGAGGUCCUGGACAUGGUGGCUUUGAGAAUUUGAAACUUGACAUCAAGCAACUGCGCUUAUUAUUAGGUGUUGCUUGUUACUCUUUUGAAGGUUGUGUAUUCUGGUUCUGAUUCUCCGGCUUCUCUUGAAUCUUUGUGACCAGACAAGCAUUGAUCUUAAACCUUUACAAGAGACGUGGCACUUGGUUCGUACAUUUAUGCACUUCCUUGACAAGCUUAGGGCAUAUUGAAAGGUUGUGACUUUUGAUCCGAAAAACGAAGCCCCUGUCUAGCUCUUAUUUUUGGGAUUUGUGUGAGGAAAAGAAUAAGUUCGUAAUGGAGGUCUGGACAUGGUGGCUUUGAGAACUUGAAACUCGAUAUAGAGCAGCUGCUUCUAUUAUUAGGUGUUUGUCACUAUUUCGCCAUGUAUUCUGGUUCUGAUUCUCCUGCUCUUCUUGAAUCUUUCUGACUGGACUAGUGUUGAUCUAUAAGCUUCACUAGAGACCAGUCAGUUGGUUCAUUAAUGGUCCGGUACGUCACACAUCCAUACACUUCCUCAACGAGUUUAGGGCAUUUUAAUUGUUGUGACUUUUGACAAGAAAAACGAAAGCCUGGUUUUGGCUUUUCUUUUGGGAUUCGCAUGAGGAACAGAAUAAAAUGGUAAUGGAGGUCUGGACAUGGUGGCCUUGAGAACUCAAAACUUGACGUCAAGCAACUGCUUCUAUUAUUAGGCUUUGUGUAGGUACAGGGGGAAUGGAAUGCAAUAAAGAUGAGGCCACGAGGGCAAAAGAAAUUGCAGAGACAAAGUUCAUAGCAAGGGACAUGGCAGGAGCCAAAAAGUUUGCUUUGAAGGCCCAUAGUCUUUAUCCGGGACUGGAAGGCAUGACCCAAAUGUUAGCAACGCUUGAUGUGUAUGUUUCUGCAGAGAACAAAGUCAAUGGGGAGCCAGAUUGGUAUGGUGUGCUCGGUGUGGAUCCGGCAGCUGAUGAAGAGACAGUGAGGAGACAAUAUAGGAAGCUUGCUCUCAUGCUGCAUCCUGAUAAGAACAAGUCUAUUGGAGCAGAAGGGGCUUUUAAACUAAUAUCACAGGCCUGGAGUUUAUUAUCAGAUAAGGUUAAGAGGGUAGGAUAUGACCAGAAGAGAUUUGUAAGGACCUUCCCAAAGGUUCCUAAAUCGACCGGAGCUUCAUCAGCGACUCCAAGGACCAAUAGUUUUUACAAUUUCGAUAAGACUGCAAAUGCAACUGCUACAACAAAUAUGACUGCUAAGAGUCAUAGGACUACGGAGCGAGCACGGCACUCUUCCCAGAAGACAAAGCCAAAUACAUUUUGGACAGUUUGUCACCGCUGCAAAAUGCAAUAUGAGUAUCUCAGAGUAUACCUCAAUCACAACCUGCUAUGUCCCAACUGCCAGAAGCCCUUUUUUGCAAUAGAAAUAGCUCCACCAACAUCUGAUGGAACUACGUCAUCUACUCCCUGGAACUUUUCCCAGCAGCAGCAGUCCACAAAUCAUCAAGUGAAUAGCAAGGACACAAUGAACUCAGGCAGGAGUAAUGCGCCUUCUUCCGGUACUGGUGUGGGGGGCUUCAGUGGUCAUGAUUCACACAUGCAAAACAACACAAACUGGAGUCCGUUCUCAAGAACAAGUAGUGCUUCAACCGCUGCUCAAGCUGCGAGUGUGGUGCAACAGGCAUAUGAGAAAGUGAAGAGAGAGCGAGAGGAGGCUCAGGCAGCAACAAAAAGAGAAGAGGCUCUUCGGAGGAAGCAAUUCUCCAGAAAGAACAGCGGCACGUCAUCGACUGGUCACACUGGUGCUGUGAAGAGAAGAAAAGGUAUGGAUGAUCUUGGUGGCAGCGAUCAUGGGAGGGAUGUUACCAAUCAAAUGGGAAUGGCGGGUGGUGGUGUGGGUGCACCUUUUUCCAAACAAGCAAAUUUUGGAGCAGUUUCUGUUAAUGGCAUCACAAGGCCUAAUGCUGUAAGGGAAAUGACUGAGCUUCAAGUUCAGAAAGUACUGGUUAUGAAGGCCCAGAGAGAAAUUCUCAAGAGCCUAACUGAAUCGAGAUCGGCAACUAUAGCUAAAACUGCAGGCAAGGGGGAGAGGAACGGGAAUGAUGACAAAACUAAUGAGUCAGUGGGAAAAGUUCCUGUAGAUGGCGGCACUGAUGAUAAAACCAAGCCGAGAGAGUCUCUGGAUCUGAAGAAAGAAUUUUCUGCUGCUAAGUCCUUCCCAGGCAUUCCUAGUACGGAUGCUGGAACUUCGCAGAUGCUGACAAUGACUGUCCUGGAUCCAGAUUUCCAUGAUUUCGAUAAAGACCGAACAGAAAAAUCAUUUAGAGAAAACCAUGUCUGGGCAGUCUAUGAUGAUGAUGAUGGGAUGCCUAGAUUUUAUGCCCUGAUUCAGGAAGUGAUUUCCUUAAAUCCAUUCAAGAUGUGUAUUAGCUGGCUUAAUUCCAAGACUAACAGUGAAUUAGGCCCCUUGAAUUGGGUUGCUUCUGGUUUCGCAAAAACUUGUGGAGAUUUCAGAGUGGGAAAAUACGAGAUUUAUGACUCGCUCAAUGCCUUUUCUCACAAGGUCCGGUGGACCAAAGGUGUGCGUGGUGUUAUUCGCAUAUUUCCAAGAAAGGGCGAUGUAUGGGCUCUCUAUAGAAAUUGGUCCCCUAAUUGGAACGAGGUAACUGCAGAUGAGAUAAUACAUAAGUAUGACAUGGUGGAGGUGCUAGAAGACUUUGAUGAAGAACAAGGCGUGCUCGUCAUCCCAUUGGUGAAAGUUGCCGGAUUCAGGGCAGUGUUUCAUCGGCAUCUGGACCUCGGGGAAAUCAGAAGGAUUCCAAGAGAAGAGAUGUUCCGGUUUUCACAUCAGGUUCCCUCGUACAUGCUUACUGGUCAAGAAGCUCCUAAUGCUCCCAAGGGAUGCCUUGAACUGGACCCCGCUGCCACCCCCUUGGAGCUUCUUCAAGUUAUCGAAGAUGUUAAAGCAGAAGACAUUGAAGAGAAUGAUGAAGGGGAAACUUCUCAUACCAAGACAUCUGGGGCUGAAAGAACUGUAGAACCUGUUCUAAGUGCUGAGGAUGCUCGGGAGGUGGCAACUAUGGAAGAUUAGACAGAGCACCUGACAAGUGGCAGAAAGACUUGCUGGUUUUUUCUAUGGACCUGGUGUCAGGCGCUGUAUUGUUUGGUCUGAUGUGCAUACAAAGUAAGUGCUCAAAUCGAGCUACUUGCUUCCUUGACCAAUUACAAGAAGAACUACCGUAACUGACUGCAGUUGCACCCGGAGGUGCAGAACUGUCUUAUAAUGACCCCUCCUAAACUAUUAGCCACUUGGUUUUAGUUUAGUUGGGGUGAUCUGUGUCCAUUCACUUACUCAUGGAAACUCAGUGGUGGGUGCUUUUUUCUCAAAUUUAGUUUUUCGGAUCGCAGUUAGAUUGAUAUCUUCCUUCAAAGGCUUUAUAUUUCAGCAGGCAUAUCUAGUUGGAGCUGAUUUUUGACUCUAGUUGCUUACAAGGCAUGUAUACAUCUUCUCAAAAAGCCAAGUGUAUCUAAAUUUUCCUCCCUUUUUUGGGAUAGGUAAAGAUAGGGGAGGGAAAAGAGAUGAAUUGAACUCAGGAUCUCUUGGAUCUUGGCGAGGGUGGACCAAGAAUAGGCCAAGCUAUUGUUCCUGUGUAUUUUAGAGAUGUUGUGACUAGAGAACAAAAAUGUAGUCAACGAGGCAUCGAUGUUGUUUCUGAAUGCCGAUUAUUUAUGUCUCUGCUGUUAGGGAAUGUGGAAAUCGUUACAUUCAUUUCUGUUUUACAUCAACAAGAGAACUUCUCGA
This is a messenger RNA of Eucalyptus grandis, 4305 nucleotides long. RefSeq lists its product as uncharacterized. Bases 1249 to 3594 code for a protein of 781 amino acids. The transcript has 7 exons. Lineage: Eukaryota; Viridiplantae; Streptophyta; Magnoliopsida; Myrtales; Myrtaceae. The record is from RefSeq and is a predicted model, not a curated record.